AGUCACCAUGGCCAAGUCCAAGAACCAUACCAAUCAUAACCAGAACAAGAAGGCUCACCGUAACGGCAUCAAGAAGGCCCCUACCUACAAGAAGAUGUCCACUCGCGGUAUGUGCCCUAAGUUCCUGCGUAACGCCAAAUAUGCUCUCAAGGGCUGCCAGCAGCUGAAGAAGUCCGAGUAACGGGAACUACGCAAUUGAUCUGCUCGUCGCCUCGGCGUUGUUGUUGAUGAUGAUUGGUUGACGUUUCCAGAACUCGGCACUUUGGAGU
This is a messenger RNA of Perkinsus marinus ATCC 50983, 269 nucleotides long. Its product is annotated as 60S ribosomal protein L29, putative. The record is from RefSeq and is a predicted model, not a curated record. The coding region runs from base 8 to 181 and encodes 57 amino acids. Gene Ontology annotation, molecular function: structural constituent of ribosome. NCBI's taxonomy places the organism in Eukaryota, Perkinsozoa, Perkinsida, Perkinsidae. The transcript has 2 exons. Gene Ontology annotation, cellular component: cytosolic large ribosomal subunit; ribosome. Gene Ontology annotation, biological process: cytoplasmic translation.